Molecule: messenger RNA, 825 nt
Organism: Aethina tumida (small hive beetle)
Lineage: Eukaryota; Metazoa; Arthropoda; Insecta; Coleoptera; Nitidulidae
Exons: 4
Coding region: 145-681 (178 amino acids)
Source: RefSeq, a predicted model, not a curated record
CUCAACUUCAGGAUUAGGCGAAGAAAAAUCAACAAGUACAUAUAAUCCCAAGGCUGUGCAUCCGGCUCCGUCAAAAAGGCGCACAAAACUAACGAGAAACUAGAACAGGAAAUAUCGAACUGGGUGAAUUACAUAUCGAAAGGAAUGGAGGACGGAGAGUUGGACAGAUUUUUCGAAAAGUUCCCCCUGGACGGCGACUGGAAAACGAUGAACCCGCCGACGAUAAACGAGGAAUUCGCCGACAUAUCGGGCGUCGACCGAGAGGUGGACGAGGGCUUCCGAAAGCUGCAAAAGCAACUGGCCACCGUGCUGCGUGUGCUGAGCGAACCGCUGAGCGCCACGCUGGGCUACUCGAGCGCCAACCUGAGCUCGCAGAUCACGCCCCAGAUCGUGGAGGCGACGAAGAACAUUUGCGACGUGAUCCACUCCCUGUCGGUUUACAGACAGGGUUUGAUCGAACCGCAGUUGCACGAGGGCAUUUUGGUCAGGAUACUGCCGGAGAAGGGGUCGGCUGUCGGGGAGACGUUGUUCAGGCUUGCCCGUAACGUGGCUGAGCAACACGAGGGAAAGGAAGCUCCGAGUGUUGACACUCCCAAAACUCCUGAAAACCAUUCGGAAACUACUGAAGGAAAUGUGAUAAACUAUGAUGAUUAUACCAGUAUAAAUGAGACAAAAAGCUAAAUAUAAUUAUUCUUUAAAAGUCUCAACCAUUGUCGAAGCCAUUAUUUUUUAAUUUUAAAUUUAAUAAUUUCUAAAAUUGUGUAAAGAAAAAAUGUUUUUAUGUACAAGGCCUUUUAAAACCAAUUAAACAAUGUUUUAAAAUUG